UGGGGGUAAUGGGGUCAAUGGGGUUAAUAGGGCACUGGGCAGAAUGAGAUUUCGGUGUCGGUAAUUGGAUCGUCUGUUUGUUCCCCGCAUGAGACAGGGCAAGCCUUCGGAUGCAACGGUAGGUAUGUAAAGAUGAGUGAAGGGAAAGUACCUACCUUUUGUCCUUAUAUUGACGAUACCCGUCAGUAGCUUGUUUAAAUUUAUAAACAUCAAGGUCAGUAAGACUACAAGACUAACCUGCCUACCUAGCUGCCUACCUAGCUGCCUACCUAAAUAGAUAGAUAGAACACGAUGGAUAAACUAAGACCUUUCGGAAGGGGGAUUGAGGAUGUCCUACUCCCCACGUUUGCCGCUUACGCGCAUAUCCUGAUCGCUAAGGAGAGCGAAAUCAGAUCGACACGGCACGAGACGCAUAAGUACGGCCCGACUGCACGACAUCAAUUGGACAUCUACUACCCAGCCAAUCCACCGACUGCACCGUUCCGAGCUAAACCCGUCCUUGUCUUCCUGUAUGGCGGCGGCUUCGUCAGCGGAGAAAAGGUGAAUGAGGAAUUCGCUCACAGUCUGGUCUUUGGAAACCUCGGUCAUUUCUUCGCCUCCAAGUACGGGAUUACUGUCAUUGUCGCCGAUUACCGCCUCAUUUCUCACGGGGCCAAGUUCCCUUCGGGCGGCGAGGACGUCAAGCUCGUCGUUGACUGGGUCGUCAAUACGUUGUCUAAGAAAGAAGGAUACGAAUCUAUCGAUUUGUUUUUCCUUGGAAACUCGGCCGGUGGUAUCCAUCUGACAACCUGGCUUCUGUCCUCUCUUUUCAGGGAGUCGAGGGAGGCCAUCUUAGCCGAAGAACGAAAAGGCGAGGGUGUGUUACUUAGAGGCGCAAUCUUACUCGGCGUGCCAUACCACUGGGGCGAAGAGGAUAACUCGAUUCUGAGGGCUUACUUAGGAGACGGUAAGAUCUGGGAAAACUCGUCUUUGGGUAUAUUAGAAAAGGAGAAGAAGAAUGGUACGGAACCGACUCUUCCUGGCGUCAAGAUAAACUUACUCGUCAGCGAGCUCGACCCCGAAUUCUUGUCAGCCUCGGCACAGCAGUUCAGGACGGAGUGGACUACCGUUGAUAUCUCAUAUGGGGUAUUAGAAGGUCAUAACCAUAUCAGUCCCCAGUUGGGAUUGAGUACAGGUAUUGAGAAGGAAGAGGCUUGGGGUGUGGACGUUGCUGAGUUCUUGAAGUCUUGCGCUACUAAAUGAGGUAUAGAAUGUCCACCGUGAUUUGGACUAUGCAUCACAAUUUACAGUACCUAUCCAAGAAUAGAAGAGUGGUCUACUAUAACCUCAUAAUAGGUAUUCCAUAACUAGUAUUGCCUGUGCCAUCAAGACAACUCUCGUUCUUUCGCUUCACUCCCUUCACUCACUCCCUUCACUCACUCCACUCACUCACUCACUCACUCACUCACUCA
Annulohypoxylon maeteangense is the source of this 1451-nucleotide messenger RNA. Its product is annotated as alpha/beta-hydrolase. The record is from RefSeq and is a predicted model, not a curated record. Lineage: Eukaryota; Fungi; Ascomycota; Sordariomycetes; Xylariales; Hypoxylaceae. The transcript has a single exon. Bases 292 to 1242 code for a protein of 316 amino acids.